Messenger RNA from Rotaria sp. Silwood2, 363 nucleotides. NCBI's taxonomy places the organism in Eukaryota, Metazoa, Rotifera, Eurotatoria, Philodinida, Philodinidae. The record is from the annotation of a GenBank genome assembly.
AUGUCGGAAAAAUUUCAUCGAGACGAUGAAGAUAAAAAUAAUGAUCGUAAAAGAGUCGAAUCUGAUUAUGUUCGUAGUUCAUCUGCAACAACAUCAAAACGGAUUCGUCGAGAUGAAGAACAUGUUGAAAAAGAAUUAAUUAAUGAAUUUUCAUCAAAUUCAAAUAUUGAAUUAAAUCCAAAAGAAAAAAGUCAAGGUUCAUCACAAUUAGAUAAUUUUUAUGCAUCAUUUUUACCAUCAAGUCAUUAUUAUGAAAGAUCUUAUAUGCAUAGAGAUAUCGUUACACAUGUUAUUGUAACAGUAACUGAUUUUUUAAUAAGUGGUUCACAAGAUGGUCAUAUUAAAUUUUGGAAAAUUCAAUGA